Molecule: messenger RNA, 390 nt
Organism: Chaetura pelagica (chimney swift)
Lineage: Eukaryota; Metazoa; Chordata; Aves; Apodiformes; Apodidae
Product: nuclear pore glycoprotein p62-like
Exons: 4
Biological process (GO): protein import into nucleus; RNA export from nucleus
Cellular component (GO): nuclear pore central transport channel; nuclear pore
Molecular function (GO): structural constituent of nuclear pore; phospholipid binding
Source: RefSeq, a predicted model, not a curated record
GACUUCAUUCUGUCCCAGCAGAAAGAGCUGGAGGACUUGCUGACGCCGCUGGAGGAGUCUGUGAAGGAGCAGAGCGGGACGAUCUACUUGCAGCACGCGGAUGAGGAGCGGGAGAGGACCUACAAACUGGCAGAAAACAUAGAUGCUCAGUUGAAGCGUAUGGCACAAGAUCUGAAGGACAUCAUUGAGCACCUGAACACAUCAAGAGGCCCAGCAGACACAAGUGACCCGCUUCAGCAGAUCUGUAAAAUUUUGAAUGCACACAUGGAUUCAUUGCAGUGGAUUGACCAGAACUCAGCCGUGCUGCAGAGGAAGGGGGAAGAGGGGACCAAGGUCUGCGGGAGCCGCCGCAAGGAGCAGGAGCGCAGCUUUCGGAUCACGUUUGAUUGA